UCAAUUUUACCCUUCAGCAGUAAAACAGCGACCAAACAACAAAAUAGACAAAAUGUUCAAAUACUUCGCUCUCGUUUUCGUGGCCCUCUUCGCCUUCGCUGCUGCCGAGCCUAAGCCCGCUGUCGUCGCACCAUUGGCCUACUCAGCUCCAUUGGUCGCCUCCCCCUACGCCGCCGCCUACGCCUCUCCGUAUGCUGCUUACGCUGCUGCUCCCUAUGCCGCCUAUGCUUCACCUUACGCUGCCUACUCCGCUUACCCAUACAGCGCCGCUUAUGUGCUCCGCAAGUAAGUGGAAUGUAGCAGAAAACCUGUGAUAGUGAUUGGAGUUGAUCAGGAAUGAAGAGGACACAAAUUUAUUGAAGUUAAAAUGAAAAAUAAAGUAAAGUUUAAAACUUAAUUCUUCUACAAGUCAAUUCUAAUAUAAUUGUAGAUAUAAGCGUUGACGUCUAGAACAUUACACUAAAUAUAGCCUGUUACACACA
This is a messenger RNA of Anastrepha ludens (Mexican fruit fly), 482 nucleotides long. Its product is annotated as cuticle protein 5.1-like. NCBI's taxonomy places the organism in Eukaryota, Metazoa, Arthropoda, Insecta, Diptera, Tephritidae. Bases 53 to 289 code for a protein of 78 amino acids. The transcript is spliced from 2 exons. The record is from RefSeq and is a predicted model, not a curated record.